Messenger RNA from Suillus fuscotomentosus, 564 nucleotides. RefSeq lists its product as uncharacterized. The transcript has a single exon. Bases 1 to 564 code for a protein of 187 amino acids. The record is from RefSeq and is a predicted model, not a curated record. NCBI's taxonomy places the organism in Eukaryota, Fungi, Basidiomycota, Agaricomycetes, Boletales, Suillaceae.
AUGAAUUUGUUCGUUCAACACACACAUGGGUUUACUGAUAGACUUCGCAAAGUGAAUGUACGUGUGAGUUUUUUGCUGGACAACCUCAGGCAUUCUCUCGUCUUCAUUGCAGGACUACAAGCUGCCUCGUUAGAAGAUCAUGCCUCGGGACUUGAUAGUGAGACUAUUGGACGCCUUCGCAACCCACCACAAUACACUGCGACGAUCGAUGAUCCCCAUGUCAGGGCUGCUCUCGAAAACUACAUGCAUCUCAAGCAUUCGGACUCUGAUUUUGACCACACACGGCUUUCGUAUAUCAAAGGAAAUAAUAUUGAUCCUGCGGAGUUCCUGACACUCUAUCAAACGAAGAAAAUUGCUGAAGAUAUCACAGGCGUCUACUCUGCCAUGCAUGACAUGCGUCCCAACUCUUGUAUCGGCUAUACAGUUCCGUUUUCGCACCUGGAACACUGUCCAGAGUGUGGUUGGUUUCGCUAUGAUCAAGCGCUGCUAGAAAAGACCUCUGGACGUACAAAAAACCUCGCAUGCAGUUUCCCACUCCCCCCCCCCUCCACCCUUGUGCCCUAA